Aspergillus calidoustus is the source of this 723-nucleotide messenger RNA. The record is from the annotation of a GenBank genome assembly. NCBI's taxonomy places the organism in Eukaryota, Fungi, Ascomycota, Eurotiomycetes, Eurotiales, Aspergillaceae.
AUGACGGACUCGGUAGUAGCCACCGUCACGACAACAUUCUCGCCCUGGCCAAACGACCUUAGUGCAGUCGGGUACUUUAGCAGCGCCGGAGGAGUGGUCGGCACAGUCUCUUGUUCGGCCAGCUAUGCAUUCACAAUAAAGAGCUCGUCCGGCAUCUGCUGUCACACGGCUAGCAGGGAUGACUGUUUGUGGAAUAACAGAUGCUCAGGGAGUAUGGUUAUUUGGGAGGAUGGGUCCUCUUCGACAUGUUUGAACAACAACCUUUGCCGAACAACAACGCUCUUCGCGCAAGAAAGAUCAGCCGAUUGGACGGCGAAAAUGGCCUGGUGCAUGGUGGACGGCAUCCCGGAUACGCUGUAUAGGACUUUUACUGGGACGCAGCUUACAUUAGUUCCCGCCGAUUCAAUCACAACAUCCUCAGACUCUGAGACAACCACGACAACCACACGAAGCCCAUUCCCUACAUCCACAGAAACAACCCUAACAACGACCGCAUCGACGACAAGCAUAGACCCUUCUGAUCUCGGGGCUCAGCGAACGGACGAACCACGACCAGACGAUGACGGGCCAAACGUGGGGGCUAUCGCAGGUGGUGUGGUGGGCGGCGUGGCAGGGUUGGCCUUGGUUAUACUGGCGGUGUGGUUCAUUAUGCGGAGACAGAAGAAGAAGAAUGCCGAGAUGAGGGAGAUUGGGGUAGGGUAUACGGCGCCGGAGCCGAAGUAG